This is a messenger RNA of Spirodela intermedia, 4201 nucleotides long. Lineage: Eukaryota; Viridiplantae; Streptophyta; Magnoliopsida; Alismatales; Araceae. The record is from the annotation of a GenBank genome assembly.
AUGGUCGACACAAAUCUGUCCCAGGAUGGCAUCCCACUCGUGAGACCGCACUCAGAUCCGACAGUGUUCAACGCGAAGGUCCCGCAGCAUCGGUUUCUGCCGCUCGGCCAGGCUGUCGACCACGUCCCGUCCGACGCUGCCGGCACUGGAACGCAGGGCGUGCAGGGUAAUGGUGCGAUGGCUGCGGCAGCGCGAUCUAACAGUUGUGGUGUGGGGAGAGAUGGCGAUGUCCCAGGGGAGGGCUUUAGGAAGGACAUCAGGGACCUGGAGGAGCUGCUGUCGAAGCUAAACCCGAUGGCCGAAGAGUUUGUGCCAUCUUCUGUGGUUACUCAUCGCGGACCUCACGUUGGUACCGAUGGGAACGUAGGCAGUGGCUAUGCAGACAAUAUGCAACAUGAUACUAUUAGUAACGGAAAUAGCGACGGCAUCGGACACGGUGGUAGACGAGUAAGCCUGCUGAUUUUUCCUUGCUCAUAUGGAUUUCUGAAUACAUUUAAUUUCAAAUCCAUCAACGUGAUUUAUUUCUCAGAAAAAGAGUAACUAUAGCCAGGGAAAACGGCGAAUGAAUAGCCGAACCAGUAUGGCACAACGAGAAGAGAUAAUCAGGAGGACAGUUUAUGUUUCUGACAUUGAUCAACAGGUAAAUGUCAUCGAGAGACACCGAACAUCUGUUAUCUUCUUCCUAUCGGCUGGAGAAUUCAGUAUAAUUCAAAAUUCUUUCUUGCUGAAAUGAGUCGUGAGUUUCAGUUGAUUCUUUGCCAUUGAUGCCUCGAAGCAGGCAUCGACAACAGGUUCCAAAUUGCGUGGACUUUUAACUUUUGGAAUCUUUUCUCUUUUUAAACGUGUGGUUAUGGCCUGCUGAUAUUCUUUAAUGGAUUCUUUUACGUUUGAUCUGAAUAUAUAUCCUCUCUACUGGUAUCUUUUGUGCUCAAUGUGUUUCCGUUAGUUCUGUAGGUUACAGAAGAGCAGCUUGCAGCACUCUUCAUCACAUGUGGGCAGGUUAGUCCAUGUUUAUUUUUGAUAAAAGAUGAAUUAGGCACUGAGCAUGCCCCCAAUGAUACAGUUGGAAUUGUACAGUUACGAUUUUCUGCAUGUGGCUAACUCCUACAGACCAUCUGGGAUUACGCACUGGACAUUUUUGGGGUUUUCUAUGCAUAAGCACAUGGUGCAUUUUUGUUCAAAGGAUUCCCCGACGUUUGAUAUUAUUUUUGCUCAUGUUCAUCCAUUUUGGUUGAUGCACAUCAAGCCUCAUGAUGCAUCUAAAAACUUUCUUUCUUUUCACACUGAAGGUUGUUGACUGUCGUGUAUGUGGUGAUCCAAAUUCUGUGCUUCGAUUUGCUUUCAUAGAGUUCACUGAUGAAGGUGAUCCUUGCUAUUUCAACUACCUAUCCAUAUAUCUUCCCAAUUUUUUUAUCCUCUGGCAUAUGGGACAGAUAUUUAUUGUUUUGAAUCCUGUUUUUUUUCUUUUAAUCCUUCAGAGGGUGCUGGGGCAGCUCUAAGCCUGUCAGGGACAAUGCUUGGUUACUACCCAGUAAGAGUUCUCCCUUCCAAGACUGCAAUUGCACCUGUUAACCCUGCAUUUUUACCCCGGGUAGGAUAUGAGCCCAUUGUUAUUUUUUGUUUUCAAAUGUUCAUUGGAAACUUAUGUCUCUUGUCAAUGAAGUUUCCAUUUUUUAUUCUUUAACUAAUAGUGGUUCCUGUGGUCAGUCUGAAGUCGAACGAGAGAUGUGUGCCAGGACCGUCUAUUGUACAAAUAUUGAUAAAAAGGUUGAUUAUAAAUGGCAUGUCUUGUCUCUACGAAAUAUUGACUCAGGCAUCAAUCCCCUGUGAAUGAAUUUUUUUUCUAUGUGGAACCAGGUUUCUCAAGCAGGUGUUAAACUCUUUUUUGAGUCAAUUUGUGGAGAGGUUCGGUUUCUAAAUCAAUCUCUCAGCUUAUUUGAAUCUUUCCCAUCGCCAUAAUAAAGGUAGAGGUUCCUGAGGUAACUUUUAAAUGAUGUAGGUGCAUCGCUUGAGGCUUCUUGGGGACUAUCAUCAUUCCACUCGCAUUGCUUUUGUUGAGUUCGUAAUGGUAUGCAUUAUUAGCCGUAGUGCAAUUAUUUCCAAUUAUGUAAUUUCAUCUUGUGUUCCUUUCCUGUUUUACAGAAGAAACACUCGCCUUACGUGGGAAUAUAUAUCAAAUCAAUGCCAUAUGUGUUGUUGGUCUGUCAAAACAUUAAAGGAAAAAUGGAUGUAUAUUAAGUAGAAACAGUAUCCCAAUUCGUACAUGCUCAUUUUGAAUGCCUUACAUUCUAAUCGUCGUGGAAAUGCGCCGGUGCUUAAAUGAAUUAUAGGUGCACGUAUGUACACAUUCUGUCAUGGUUUAUGAUUGAAAAAUAGUUUGAAGGAAUGAUAUUCAUUUGUUAUAGAGAAUUUUCUGAUACGAUUGUGUUCGUAUCAUGUCUCAUGUGUGAAGUCGAACAAGGUUUAUAAUGUGGACGAGAUUAGUUUCUAAAUAUGACCUAUCGAAGAGUGCCUUCUGCAUCGUUCCUGAUACAUGAUCUAUGCUUCUCUUCGAUGAAAAAUGAUCACUGCCAUGGGACAUCAAACCACCGGCGUAAUUUUUCCCCUUGCUUUUUUGGUGGCCAUCUGUUGUCAUUUGAUUCUACAUUUACUUCCACGCCAUCUUAGAACCUAUUUUCUUUUGGCCGCUUCCAAGUUUUCCCUGGGAAGAGUAGAGCCUCUAUUCUUCAAUUAUAAUUGUGGUUUUAUGUUAUGUAUUUUGGGGGUGGGGGGAAGAAGAGGUAACAUUCCAAGAAUUAAAGCAAACUUCUUUCUCUAUCUUUUCGCGUCUUGUUUGCUUCUUGUUUGCUUCUUGUUAGCUUCUUUUGCUUUGGUCAUCACUCUGCCUUCAUCUUUUCUGUCUUCUUCUCUCUUCUUAUCUUGCUGGCAUUCCCUGAAUUCAAGGAGACUAGAAGUGACCACUCUACUCUGUUCUGAGAAUGCCUGAUUUCAGGCAAAUGUAGGUCCUUUCUGGCCUUAUUUCCCUUUUCCUCAGAGGACACCUGCAUUAAAGACGAAGAGGUUCCCUUACCCUUUUACUUCUAGAUCACGGAUAGACUAUUCCACUGCUAGGUUGCGUGCACCAGUGGUCCCGUUGGAGCCGUACAAUAAUAAUGAGCUAUUUAAAGGAUGAAAUUAUUAAUUCACUCUUGUCACUUUUCUAGGCCCCUUCGCUUAACUUAGGAACAGCAGUGGUAGAGUACGCCGUAGGUCUUAGUCAGUGCCUGUUUGACCAUUUAUACAUAAAAUUAUUGUGUUCUGUGUCGGCUGAGAUAGUCAGGUCAGUUUUUGAAGCAUCUGGAAAUCGCAUCACUUGCAAUUCACAUGUAUUUAUUAAAUCUAUUUAAUCAACAACAAAUUCCAUAAAAGGUACUUAGAAUAUAUAAUAUAUAUUACACCAAUAUCUGGUGCCAGGAACCACAAGCCAUUUUUAAAAUGUGCAGGGAUAGCCUUCCUUUGAAAAUUAUUUUUCGUUUUUUAUGAUAUUCAGGAAGUCGUGUUGUUUGUGUUAAGUGCAUCAUUACAUCCCAAACCCCCUAUUUAUUUCAAAAUCAUGUCCACUCAGAAGAUAAAAAUCAUUAUCUUAAUAAUCGCAAAAACCUUGGGUCGAGGACUGAUUCCUUUUAAAAUGCUAUUCAACUCCUAGGUUCACACACAAAAUCCUAGGCCCCGUAAUUAUUUUGCCAUUUUUAUCACCAUUUGCCGAAAUUAGUGCCUGGUUAUUGAACUCUUGGUCACACUCUACCCAUUUCACAAUGUCUCAACACUUCCCCUAAUUUCUUGCAUGCCUUACCAUUUCUCCUUGCUCUCAUUUCCUUCUUUUCUAUCUAUGGCUUGGCAGGUGGCCUAGAUUUUUGAAGUUCUAGGGCACGCCUUUAUUUUUCUCCUCCUCUCUCUUUCUGCCUUGAUAAUAAAACAUUCCAUUUAUAACCCAAGUGGUAUAAUGACUCGGAUCAUCUUGCAGGCGGAGAGCGCGAUCGCUGCUCUCAACUGUAGCGGGGCUGUUCUUGGUUCUCUAGCCAUAAGGUUCGUUCUUCCCUUGGCCUCGGACUCCACCUGAUACUUAGCUUCUACGAGCGAUCUGUAACAGGGUUCCUAUCCCAGGGUGAGCCCAUCAAAGACCCCCGUCCGCUCGCGAGCUCCCCGGCCCUCCGUCCGCUGA